GAAAAGAUGAAGAUCGUUUUUGCGGUUAUCGUUUUAGCUGUAACUAUAAUUUCGGCUGACGUCUUUGGCGAGUUUGAACUGAAAUUGGCCAACUACUCCCAGAGUUGCCAAGAAUUGAGCCAAGUCGAUCCGGAUUUGAUCGAGAAUGAUGUAUUCGUCGAGGAUCCGAAAUUCAUGCAGUUCACCUCUUGUAUUACCAAGAGUUUGAACGUAGUAGAUGCCGAAGGGAAUUUCAAGGAGAAGAAUUUUAUGAUCAUUCUGAUGGAUAAUGCUAACUUGGUCCUGGAAAAAUGCAAAGCUGAGGGCGAAAAGGAGACGGGACAUGGGAAGAGAUCUUUCACCUAUUUGAGAUGUUUGCACUAUAGUGUUCUGAAAGACGUCAAUUUUAUGAAGAAUGUUUUUGAUUAAUGUACGUGCUGUAA
This is a messenger RNA of Nicrophorus vespilloides, 422 nucleotides long. RefSeq lists its product as uncharacterized. The transcript has 2 exons. Bases 7 to 408 code for a protein of 133 amino acids. The record is from RefSeq and is a predicted model, not a curated record. NCBI's taxonomy places the organism in Eukaryota, Metazoa, Arthropoda, Insecta, Coleoptera, Silphidae. Gene Ontology annotation, molecular function: odorant binding.